Aspergillus japonicus CBS 114.51 is the source of this 955-nucleotide messenger RNA. RefSeq lists its product as uncharacterized. The coding region runs from base 112 to 780 and encodes 222 amino acids. The record is from RefSeq and is a predicted model, not a curated record. The transcript has a single exon. Lineage: Eukaryota; Fungi; Ascomycota; Eurotiomycetes; Eurotiales; Aspergillaceae.
UUAAACUAGACUACGGUACCGACUAGCUAUCAUUCAUGCUGCACGACAACACAGAGCAUAAGAGGGGGGUGUGAUACGAGAGCUGCGAUAGCAGAGUCUGCCUGCUAUCUUAUGGUCUGGACCCUCGCUCGGACGCCUCUUUUGGCGCUUUUCUGGGGUUUCGCCCGCGUUUUCCCUGGUUGGGGCAGAACAGCACUGACAUCAUUGCCAUCAUGGGUGUGCACCAGAAUUCCACCGAAGAAUUGCAAUUUGAGAUUGCCGACUCUGCAUUGCUCCGUCCAGAGUUACACUCACCAUCGACCCCGUAAUAUCAUCAAUACGAACAGGAUUCGCCAUUUGCGGUUAGCAGAUUCAACACCAUAUGGCGGAAGGCGGAAGUUGAGACUAGAUAAACCCCUCGGGAGAAUGACUCGACCAGCGUGCCAGUCUCAAGAUCUUUUCUGGUCGGAUCUGGCUGACACCCCGUGGAUCGGUCCUGAGUCCUCCGUGCUCUCCAUUGCAAUCACGGCCCGGACGAUUCCAAAGCUAGCCGUGACAAUCAAACCGAACGCGGCUGGCAGGAACAAAACCAAUUUCAAUGCUCAAUGGACUAUCCACACGACAAGAAAGGCAUUUCUGCCCAUAUGGAGCCGAGUUAGGGCGGUAAGGCACCAUCGAGCAGCCUUAGGGCCGUUAUAUCAGAGAGGAAUACUCUUGUCAAGCGCUCCUGUCGCGGUAGGAGAUGGAUGGAUCGGCGCUGUCGGUCGGGUCGGGCACGGCACUCGAUCGACAUCGACAUGAGCCACUCUAGGAGAUUUCUUCUCUCCCAUUGACUGCUCAUCUACUCCGUAGCACCGCACAGCAAUGCACAGAUGGUUUGGGCACGGAAGAGAAGGAGAUCUUUUUUCUGGACUCACAUUCUCCGAGGGAUCGAUCGGAUGCUGUGCAACAAACAAUUGGGCUAAAAAUAGACCUU